AUGUGCGAAAAUGCACCGUCCAAAGCAGACGAGGAUUACAUAACCCCCAUAUUCUAUGUCAACGCUGAGCCACAUGCGGGACAUCUAUAUACCCUUCUGCUUACUGAUAUUUUGAAAAGAUGGGAAGUCUUGAAGGGAGACAAUCAAGCGUCCUUGCUUACAGGCACUGACGAGCAUGGCAUGAAAGUGCAGAAGGCAGCUGAAAGCGCUGCGACUGCAACCAAGCAGUUCUGCGACAAGCAUGCUACUCAGUUUCUCGACCUGGCUCGUGCAGCCAACAUUUCGUUCGACCGAUUCAUACGUACAACGGACCCUGAUCACAAAGUUGCAGUCGAACACUUUUGGAAGCAGUUGAAAGAGAGAGGCUAUAUUUAUCAGUCAACUCAUGAAGGCUGGUACUCGGUCAGCGAUGAGACAUUUUACCCUGAAUCCCAAGUCCACUUGGUUCUGGAACCAAGCACCGGACGGAAGAUCUAUGCUUCGAAAGAGACUGGCAAGGAGGUAGAAUGGACUUCAGAAACUAACUACCACUUUCGUCUUUCGGCUUUCAGAGAUCGUCUACUCGAGCACUACGACCAGCACCCUCAAUUCAUUGUCCCAUCAAUGCGUAUGAAUUUUAUCAAGAAGGAAGUAGAGGCUGGCUUAUCAGAUUUGUCUGUCUCUAGGCCAAGCUCAAGACUACAAUGGGGCAUUAGAGUGCCGGAUGACGAUACACAAACUAUUUACGUAUGGCUGGACGCCCUGAUCAACUACUUGACUGCAACUGGCUACCCGUAUGGUGAAGGUGGUAACCAUAAAUUGUGGCCACCAAAUGUUCAGGUCAUUGGCAAGGACAUUGUGCGAUUUCAUUGUAUAUACUGGCCAGCUUUUCUUAUGGCACUGGACAUCCCGCUUCCUAGAGCAUUCCUCACACACGCCCACUGGACAAUGGGUAAAGCAAAAAUGUCCAAAUCAUUAGGAAAUGGUGUCAAUCCUUUCCUUGCAAUCGAGCGUUUCGGCCUCGAUGCUAUCCGGUACUUCAUGAUCCACGACGGCGGUAUUGUUGAUGAUGCGGAUUACGACAACAUGUUCAUUGUGGAGAAGUACAAAAAGGGCUUGCAAGAUGGUCUGGGAAACCUCCUUACUCGCAUACUGAGAGGCAGGAAAUGGUCAAUACGUACCUCUCUCGAGCAAGUGAUGAACAACGGCAGCCUCAAGAAACCGGACUCGGCACGUAUUCAGGAUAUGAUCGAAAUGAUUAACAGCACUGCACGGUCUGCAGAUGAAGCUAUGCAGAGUGUCAACCCUCGCAGUGCUUUACACAACAUUAUGAAACUCGUCUACGAAACCAACAAAUUUUUUCAAGAAAUGGCCCCGUGGAACCUAGUCAAGGACGACCAUCCAGACUCUCGCGAAUCAUUACAUAUGACAAUAUACACAUCGGCCGAAGCCGCUCGUGUGGUCUGUAUCUUGCUGCAACCAUUCAUGCCUAAUAAGAUGCAGCAAGCUCUCGACCACUUGCACGUUCUACCAGAUAAGCGAUCGUUUCAGAUGGCUGAGGUUGGUUGUGAUGAGACAUAUGGCUCAGGGGCCAGUGAAGCUGCACAUGAGAAGAUCCCUGAGAACAUGAAGAAGAGAAUUAGGUAUGCACAUGAUGGUGUACUAUUUCCACCACUUCUGACGGAGGUAUGA
Molecule: messenger RNA, 1671 nt
Organism: Lithohypha guttulata
Lineage: Eukaryota; Fungi; Ascomycota; Eurotiomycetes; Chaetothyriales; Trichomeriaceae
Gene: MSM1
Product: methionyl-tRNA synthetase
Exons: 3
Coding region: 1-1671 (556 amino acids)
Biological process (GO): methionyl-tRNA aminoacylation
Molecular function (GO): ATP binding; methionine-tRNA ligase activity
Source: RefSeq, a predicted model, not a curated record